GUUGCGAGAAUGAGAAUCGUCGUCUUGUCGGGUUGCUAGACAAAUAACUUGUUAACAAAAAGUUCGGUUUGGCAAAAAUGAGUGCAUUGCUCUGUGCUGCUCUUGGAUGUAUCAACACUUCAAAAAGUUGUUCUCUCAGUUUUUUCAGAUUUCCGUCUGAUGAAAAUCGUUGUUAAUUUGUGUGGUAAUAAUGGAGAAAGCAAGAAGUGGAUCAGGGUGUGCUGCAACAAACUGCAAAAAUAAACGUCGUUUUUCGAAACAGAAGAGCUUUUUUACGUUUCCCGUUGAUCCUGUUAGAGCAAGAAUUUGGAUGAUGGCCAGUGAUAGGUUUGAUUUAGAGGAUAAAUUAGAAACUCUUCAUAAAAGCUAUAGACUUUGCGCAGAUCAUUUUGAAUUGAGGAUGUUUACUAAUCGUUUCCGCAACCGAUUGAACCCAUUUGCUGUUCCAACAUUGUUCCAUUCACUGGAAGGAACUUCUGGGUAUCCGAUUCAGGAACAUAGCUACAGUAAUCCCCCACUCAUCAAUAUAAAUAAAGCAACAACAUCCGAUGCAUCGGCGGAGGGAUCCCCUAUUCUAAGAUCCCGUCUUCUGAGAUCUUCUGAGGAAAUACAUAUCCUUCAGCAGAUUGUAGCCCCAGAUCAAAUUAGAAAUACAGUGUUCGAGAUAUCAGAUACAUCUAAUUCCGAUGGUAAUUUUAAAAAUGCAUUAGUCUGUGAAGAAAACAUAAAUGAGAUAGUUGAAGAUGAAGAAAUGCCAGAAAUUAAAAUUGAACCAAUAUUUCUCACAGAUGAAUUCUCGGACGUCCUGAGUGAAACUUCAAAUAUUGCUAUGAAACUAGAAAUUGAUCCUGUUGCAUCAAGCGAUGAGCAAAGUUCUACUUCAAAUAGAGAUUUAGGAGAUGUUUCUCGCAGCAUCACUCAGUUACCAGUACCACCGUUGAUCAUGAUACCUAAACCUGAUGCACAAACAACAACAGAUAACUUACAAUCUCAAAAAUGUUGUUUGCCUUACUGCAAUAGUAACUCCUCAAUUGGACCCAAAGUAGAUAUGUUUCCGUUUCCUAAAGAUCCAGCUUUGAAGAAAAAAUGGCUGGAUAAUCUAUUUGACAAACCUCUUGAAGUUAAUAGUUCUUCCAAGGUUUGCCUACUUCAUUUUGGAGCACCAGAUGUGGAAUGGGUUACCAAGCACUUGAUAUCGAGAUCCACUGGCAAAUUGUUGUCUACUUCUACUGAAACACGAUUAGUCCAAGAUGCAGUACCGUUUAAGUUCACAAGAAACCAAACUCAACGCAGCGAGGCUAUUCCGGAGAACACCGAACCUGUCCCACAACCUUUAGAAAUGUCUGUAAAUAACGAAGUUUCUAAGGAGCCUCAAACCAACGAAGCCAUGGAAGUUGAGGAUAAGGCUUAUUUUAAGAAUCUGGACGAAGCCUUUGAGAAACUGAAGCGCACAAAGCUGGACUCGUGUUGGUUUAAAAUUAGAGAACCCCGUUACAUUUACUUCUUCUAUUUAGAUCCCCAACCAAAUCCUACUUUGAUGUUCGCAGUCCAUCUCUCAGAAGACCUAACUUUAUCUCUGAAACAGGACAACAGGUCAGUUGACGAAAUCAAAUGUCGAAACAAGGUGACGAUAUCGUUUCCUGUCAAGGUCUUGGAUUUGCAAGCCCUUUCUGUCAUACUAAAGGAAAUAGAAUUCUAUUUGAAAUACCGGGCACAGUAUACUAUCAAUGCCAAGAAAAAAUCAUCUGUUCCGACUAAAUUACGGUCUCGACUGGUAACAGCUGCAGGGAACGUUUGCAAACUCUGUCUGGACGACGUAGACGCCUACAUAAGAUGUGUCAAGUGUCUAAACGAGUUUCACCCUGGUUGUCUGGCGGCCCAAGGGCUAGACGACUGCGAUAAGUGUAAAAGAACCUUUAAUAGAUUGAGCGAAAGACGUAAUAUCAGUAGCGGUCAGGGUGACAAAAAUGAAACUGCCUUCAACGACAACCAGUACCUGAUUAGGAUCGUUAAAGAAGAAGAGGAGAAGAAUAAUAUUUUGGAGAAGAACUGCAAUAUGUUAGAGGAGAGAAUAAAUAGGUUGACGGCCAGUUUAGCUAAAUGAAGUCGGACAUUUUUUGUUUCUAAAUAGUUAAUGAUGGAAAAUGUCCGACAAGAUGUGCCAUCUAUUGCAAGUUGAAAUUUACUUCAAACAACAUUAAAAUCGAGGAAAAUGCUUACUUUACCAAUCUGAAAGAAGUCUAUCAGAAGCUGGACAGAUUCGGCUUGAAAAUUGUUAAAAUUCUGCUAUAUUAUAGGUCCGGUUGAGAUAGUAAAUCCCGUGAGUUUUUUUAGUGGGCCUUUUUAUAUGAUUCUAAAUAAUUUUUAAGGUGUUAAACGUUGAAAUUAAGCGUGAAAAUCACUUCGAAAAUUUUCGCUGCAUUAAAUUAUACCAGCAGAAAAAAAAUAAAGAUGUAAAUAAAAAUAAGAUAUUUCCUCUCGGAAAUGGUAAGUAGCUAAAUGCCUCUACGGAUAGAGCUAGCGGAGCCCUAUAGUUGCCCCAUUUAAAUUGUGUUUCAACCAUAUAAAAAAUACAUUAAUAAAAAACGACUACCUAUCCACCAUAUUUUAUUGACAAAACGUUAAACGAAUAAAAAUAAAAUAGUAUAUAUAGUUUCCGUUUGGAUUAACGCAGUCGUGUUUACAAAAAAAAAGUGACUUCCACGCUCAUUUCUACGUUAACAUCUUAAAAAUUAUUUAGAAUCAUAAAAAUAGGCUCCCUACUAAACACACGGAUUUUGGUAGUUCGACCGGACUAAUAUACUUCUGUUUGGAUCCCUAAUUUUAUCUCUGAAUCUGGACAAUUCAGUUGAACAAAUUCGAUGUAAAAACAAGGUUAAAUAUCGUUUCCUGUCGAGGUUUUAUUUAUAAACCUUCUGUCGUAUUAAUAGAAUUCUGCGAGAUACAGAGCACAAUAUCAUAACAACGCCAAGAGAAAAUCUAAAGAAAAAAGGAGUAAAAAUAAUGUUUUGGAAAAGAAAUAAUUUCUUCAUUUUGGCUUUAGGCUUUAGGAUUUAUUGAAAAAUGCAUGUUUUAAUAUUGUGGCGUCAUUUUUAUUCAACCGUCAGGUGUAUUUAAGUUAAAAAUAUUAUUGUUAUUUAAUACAUUUUUGUCUUAUUUAUGUUAAAUGUUUUUAUAAAUAGCCCUAGACAUCCAGUAUUGAUUUCAAUUACCUAUUAUUAUUAUUAUUAUUAUUAGUUAGUUAUGAUUUUGUGAUAUAAUAGUUUUAAGUUCCUAAAAAUAAUCAUAUACAGAAAGUUUAAAGCU
Messenger RNA from Sitophilus oryzae (rice weevil), 3306 nucleotides. RefSeq lists its product as uncharacterized. NCBI's taxonomy places the organism in Eukaryota, Metazoa, Arthropoda, Insecta, Coleoptera, Curculionidae. The coding region runs from base 191 to 2104 and encodes 637 amino acids. The record is from RefSeq and is a predicted model, not a curated record. Gene Ontology annotation, molecular function: sequence-specific DNA binding. The transcript is spliced from 10 exons.